CCCGCCCGCAGCCGCGCCGGGCGCGGGGCAUGGCCAGACUCACCGAGGGCGAGGCGAGGAGGCAGCCGCCGCCGCCGCUCCCGCUCCCGCCAGCGCCGCAGCCGCCGCGCCGAGCCUCCCCCAUGAGCAGCAGCGGCGGCGCGGAGCCCCCCGCGCAGCCCGACAGCAUGAAGGACCUGGAUGCCAUCAAGCUCUUCGUGGGGCAGAUCCCGCGCAACCUGGAGGAGAAGGACCUCAAGCCGCUCUUCGAGCAGUUCGGCAAGAUCUACGAGCUCACCGUGCUCAAGGACCGCUACACCGGCAUGCACAAAGGUUGCGCCUUCCUCACAUACUGUGCCAGAGACUCUGCCAUCAAAGCCCAGACAGCACUGCAUGAACAGAAGACUUUGCCAGGGAUGGCUCGCCCGAUCCAGGUGAAACCUGCCGACAGCGAGAGCCGUGGAGGUAGGGACAGGAAGCUCUUUGUGGGCAUGUUGAAUAAGCAGCAGUCUGAGGAUGAUGUGCUUCGGCUCUUCGAACCUUUUGGGGUCAUUGAUGAAUGUACCGUGCUGCGUGGACCUGAUGGCAACAGCAAAGGCUGUGCCUUUGUCAAGUUCUCCUCUCACACGGAGGCUCAGGCAGCGAUCCAUGCGCUCCACGGCAGCCAGACCAUGCCCGGUGCCUCCUCCAGUCUAGUGGUGAAGUUUGCUGACACAGAUAAGGAGAGGACCCUGCGGCGUAUGCAGCAAAUGGUGGGGCAGCUGGGGAUUUUCACUCCAUCUCUCACCUUGCCGUUCAGCCCAUACAGCGCCUAUGCGCAGGCUCUGAUGCAGCAGCAGACGACGGUCCUGUCCGCCUCCCACGGCAGUUACCUGAGCCCGGGCGUCGCCUUUUCGCCGUGCCACAUCCAGCAGAUCGGCGCCGUCAGUCUCAACGGGCUGCCAGCCGCUCCCAUUGCACCAGCAUCAGGGCUACACUCGCCGCCUCUCCUGGGGACAGCAGCCAUGCCAGGGCUGGUGGCACCCAUUUCAAAUGGCUUCACUGGAGUGGUACCAUUCCCAAAUGGGCAUCCCACCUUGGAAACAGUUUACACCAACGGCCUUGUGCCAUACUCAGCCCAGAGCCCUUCCGUAGCAGAGACCUUGCACCCAGCCUUCACUGGAGUUCAGCAGUACGCAGCUGUGUAUCCAACCACCACCAUCACCCCCAUUGCUCAGAGCAUCCCUCAGCCACCUCCUGUCCUGCAGCAGCAGCAGCGAGAAGGUCCUGAAGGCUGCAAUCUCUUCAUCUACCAUCUCCCUCAGGAGUUUGGAGACAACGAGUUGAUGCAGAUGUUUCUGCCCUUUGGCAAUAUCAUUUCCUCCAAGGUAUUCAUGGAUCGUGCCACCAACCAGAGCAAGUGUUUUGGCUUUGUAAGCUUUGACAACCCAUCCAGUGCACAGACUGCUAUCCAGGCCAUGAAUGGCUUCCAGAUUGGCAUGAAACGUUUGAAGGUCCAGUUGAAACGACCCAAGGAUGCUAACCACCCCUACUGACAGCAGUGAACAAGCAGGAGUCACUUCUGCAGAACAGGUGAAGGCAAAGUCCAGAGGAAGAAUUUCUGCUUCAGGUUGAUUUACAGAGAGGCCAGUAAAUGUAUCAACUCUUUUGACAUCACCCCUUUCCUCCUCCUGUCCCCCUACCCCAACCCACCCUCCCCUUCUCCUCCUCCUCUUUCUGCCCUCCUCCCCAAAACUUACAACUAAAGAGAAGGCUGAAAACAAAAACCAAUCUGCCCAGCAGGAAGAUUCUUGCCACGUUGGACUUGUGUAUUUGCUGCUAUUGUGGUGCAUAGCAAAGGGACCAGAACAACCCAGCAGCCCUUGGGGAACACAAAGCUCUUCCUCUUGGGGUCUGCAUGGAGUACAUGGACCAAGAAACAAACAAAAACAAACCCACUGGUGUGUCUCUAGGUUACUGCAGUGAUGUAUGGAAACUUAGCUCCAUCCCUUCCCUCCUUGCCCCUCUCCUGGCCCUUUCAUAGAUAAAUAUAAAUAUAUAUAUAUACAGGCUCUAUUUUUUUUUUAAAGUGGCUCACAGGACCAAACUUUUCCAUUCAGAGACUGACUCCUUGCCAAGAGGCAUUGGAAGUUUUAAGGGUUUACCUUUGCAACAGUGUCUUUUCUCAAGCAAGCACUGCAGACAGGCCUGGACGUUUGGAGAGGAUGCUGAGAUGGACAAAGAGCAGAGGCUCAGCGUCAGCGAGGAGCGAAGAGAACGACUUACCUCCAGGGUUAGGGCACAGCCAGCUGCUCACCUCGAGUCACUCAUCCACCAACCUUAGCACCAGCCUGGUUAAGGAUCUCAAGAGCUCUCCUCUUACCUCUCUAAGGGCUUCUGCAGACAAAGCUCCUGGAAUUUGGUGCCAAAGCCUAUGGGAGUGCUGCUCGAUUAGGCUGAAAGCACAGCGACCCCCAGUCCCUUUACCUACAGGAACUCCACUGCCUCCCCGCGCCUGGCACAGCUCUUUCAUAGCUCUCCAUGGCAACUGAGCAUUUUCUUGAUGGAGGCAAGAGAAGAUGAGAGGUGAAGUCUCUGAAGCAGAGUGCCAGAAGCCUCCCGGGGGAUCCCCACUGCCUGCCCGUGCUGGGUGCCGAGAGGGCAGUUCAGCUUCUCCCUGCGAACUUAGCAAGGACUCACAUCUCCCACCCUCUGCAGAGCUCCUCCCGAGCAGAACAAGGACGGAAUGGUGAUGGGGUGAUGAUAGGCUGAUGAAAGGGGGUUACUAGUCCGGGUUUGGUUUAACCCUCCGCUCUCCCCAGGGGACAGCAUCUCUAAGGUACAGCUCCGACCGCAGGCUUCGUGCGGAGCUGCGUUCAGCGGAGCUACCCUGGGGGAGUUGUGCUGCCAAGGCAUAGCCCUUUGACGACUGCUUUAGUGGGAGGUGUCCCUGCCCAUGCCGGGGGGAGUGGGGGAGGUUGGAACAGGGUAAUAUUUAUGGUCACGUCCAACCCAACCCAACCUCCGAAUUUCUCCAUCUCUAAAACUAGGAACAAAGGCUAAAAACUGAGAACAAAGAAUAAAAACUGGGAAUAAAGGAUAAAACCUGGGAACAAAGGAUAAAACCUGAGAACACAGGAUAAAAACUGAGAACAAAGGAUAAAAUCUGGGAACAAAGGAUAAAAUCUGGGAACAAAGGAUAAAAAACUGGAAACAAACGAUAAAAACUGGGAACAAAGGAUAAAAAUCUGGGAACAGAGGAUAAAAUCUGGGAACAGAGGAUAAAAUCUGGGAACAAAGGAUAAAAUCUGGGAACAAAGGAUAAAAACUGGAAACAAACGAUAAAAACUGGGAACAAAGGAUAAAAUCUGGGAACAGAGGAUAAAAACUGGGAACAGAGGAUAAAAUCUGGGAACAGAGGAUAAAAUCUGGGAACAAAGGAUAAAAACUGGGAACAAAGUUUCUACCAAAACAAGGAAAGAAAAACCAAACCCAACCAACCUCCCCCUUUGCCCCCCUCCCCUCCCCAAACCUGACUGCUUAGUUUCAGUACCCCAGAGUGUGAUUAAGGUACCAAGAACAUUCCCCUCUGUGUGUGUGUGUGGUGUGUGUGUGUGUGGUGUGUUCAAACAGCAACAGAAGGUUGAUGCAGUUGGUGCUGGAGCGAGAUACGGAGACUUGUGAGGAGCUCAACCGAUUCUCAUCCUCUUGCAGUUUCCCUUUGUUCCAAAGCUGUUUGUGGCACAGUUCUUUUGAAGUCCCUUCACAUCUCUGUAUCAGGUUGCUGAGGGUUUACAAGAGAUGGCUGAAGCUGUGAGUCUGUGUUUCUAGAGUCCAUGUUUACUUAUUGUAAAUACCAUUUUUAUACUUAACAUCUAUUCCGUA
This is a messenger RNA of Pogoniulus pusillus (Red-fronted tinkerbird), 3843 nucleotides long. It is a transcript of the gene CELF5, whose product is annotated as CUGBP Elav-like family member 5. Gene Ontology annotation, biological process: mRNA splice site recognition; regulation of alternative mRNA splicing, via spliceosome. Gene Ontology annotation, cellular component: nucleus; cytoplasm; ribonucleoprotein complex. Lineage: Eukaryota; Metazoa; Chordata; Aves; Piciformes; Lybiidae. Gene Ontology annotation, molecular function: mRNA binding. The record is from RefSeq and is a predicted model, not a curated record. The transcript has 13 exons. Bases 30 to 1514 code for a protein of 494 amino acids.